AUGCCAGCGCCCCGUGGUCGUGGUGGAAAGUUCAAGCCCUCACGAGGAGGAGGCAAACACUUCAGUCGCGAUCUCCAGCCUCUCGAUAAGGAUGGCAACGCCCUUGGCCUGUGGCGCGAACCAGCUGAUGAAGUCCCAUCCUCCGGCGAAGAGGAAUCCUCUUCCGAAGAGAGCUCGGAAGAGAGCGACGCUGAGGGCGCCGGGCCCAGCACCAGCACCACCGCUAACUCCGCAGAAUUGACCCGUGAGGAACGCCGCAACCAAGCCAAAGCCAAGAAGCAAGCUGCACUGGCCCGCCGCAACAAGACCGCUGCCCAGGUUGGAGACCUACCCCCCUCGGACUCCGAUGCCUCGGAGGAUGAAGCGCUGCCCGCGAACCCAAACCACACUGCUCAGUCGCGGAAACAACUAGUCAAGGAGGAUGAAGAUGCCCCACAGCCCAAGAAAGUUGUUAAGGAUGUCUCUCAGCUUUCACGACGAGAGCGUGAAGCCCUCCAGGCGCAACAAGCCCGGGAGCGGUACCUGAAGCUUCACGCCGAGGGCAAGACCGACGAGGCGCGGAGUGAUCUGGCGCGAUUGAAGAUCAUUCGGGAGCAGCGUGAGGCAGAGCGUGCUCGCAAGGAGGCUGAGAAGGAAGAAAGAGAUGAGCAGGCCAAGGAGCGCAAUGCGGCCAUUCUAGCGCGCGAGGAGAAGUUGAGGGCUGCGGCUAUGGGGAAGACGGUGAAGGGUGGAAAGAAGAAAUAG
Messenger RNA from Penicillium pulvis, 744 nucleotides. Its product is annotated as PDGFA associated 1 family protein. Gene Ontology annotation, cellular component: cytosol. NCBI's taxonomy places the organism in Eukaryota, Fungi, Ascomycota, Eurotiomycetes, Eurotiales, Aspergillaceae. The transcript is spliced from 3 exons. The record is from RefSeq and is a predicted model, not a curated record. Gene Ontology annotation, molecular function: RNA binding. Bases 1 to 744 code for a protein of 247 amino acids.